Messenger RNA from Trypanosoma cruzi, 1173 nucleotides. Its product is annotated as mucin-associated surface protein (MASP), putative. NCBI's taxonomy places the organism in Eukaryota, Euglenozoa, Kinetoplastea, Trypanosomatida, Trypanosomatidae. The record is from RefSeq and is a predicted model, not a curated record. The coding region runs from base 1 to 1173 and encodes 390 amino acids. The transcript has a single exon.
AUGGCGAUGAUGAUGACUGGCCGUGUGCUGCUGGUGUGCGCCCUCUGCGUGCUGUGGUGCGGUGCUGCGGUGGUAGUAUCGUCGGAGCCUGAUGUUGACGGUACAUCCGGUGAUUCUGCGAGUCGUGGUGGAAUCUCGCUUGAGUCGCCACCAACAGUUCUGUCACCGUUACCUCCGGUAAAAUCCGACUUUGCUGAAGAUGAAGGUGAAGGAGUUUCUGGAAAGGAAGAAAUGGAGCGUAGUAGUGAAGAAGAAGGAUCUGCACCUGUGUUAGAUACCAAGAAAAGCACUCCGAUUAAGCCUCAGCAGGAAGCAACACAUACUCUUGCAGGAAAAACUUCGGAAGGAAUGGAUGGAGUUGCUGGUGUGGAAGGAGGUGGAAAAGAGAAAAAGGCUGAAGAAAAAAAAGACGAUAAAUCUAAAGAAAAGCCUGGAAGCACUUUAUUGACGGUGUCUGGAUCGAAUCUGACUGGCGAACAGAACCCACGGGUACAUCCACCGGGUGGAACUCAAGAAAGUGAAGUGGUGAACCCCUUAACUGACAGUUCGCCGGGAAUUGGAGUUCAACAACAAGUUUCAUUGGGUUUGUUGGAGGGUGCACCAGCCAAGAGUACAACGGACGCUAAUCCAUCAUCCCUAUCUACAGGUGGGCGUGGUUUUGACAACGGUGAGGGAAGGGAGGAUGGCUCAGGGAUUACUGAACUGCCUGCCGCCAGAGAAGGCCAAAUCGAAAUGGAAGAUGGUGGCAGAAAAGUCAAAUCUACGACAGGUGUGGAGAAAGAAUUACAAUCACCAGUCAAUAAAGCCGCAAACACGAGUGAGACGGUAAUAAAUGGCUACCGUAAAAGCAGGCCCACAGCAGCUACGGCCCUGCAGUCUGACGAUGGCUCAGAAAGCAAUCCGGCCACAAACGGCUUGAACCACUCCUCCAGUGAAGGAAUCGCACACCUCAGUACGACCCCCGAUCCUGAAGACGCAUCAGAAGGCACGGAGAAUGCGACAUCCCAGAGUGCAGAAAUCCCAACAGCACCAAUUAACACAGUCAAAACAAAUGACACGGCGAUACCUGGCGACAGUGACGGCAGCACCGCGAUACCCCACACCACCUCUCAUCUUUUGAUUCUUCUUCCUGUUGUUGCGUGUGCGGCUGCUGCUGCGGUGGUGGCCGCGUGA